AUGGCGUGCGUUAUCAAGGUGCCCUGCUCGUCCGCCAACAUUGGCCCCGGCUUCGACGUCAUCGGCCUCGCCCUCUCCGUUUACCUCGAGCUGCACGUCAAGCCCGAUCCCUCCGCCGAGCAGCUCAACUCGCUUGCCUGUCGCAUCACCUAUGAAGGCCAAGGCGAGGAGGAGGUCAGCCUCGACCCCGAUGUCAACCUCGUCACCCGCGUCGCCCUCUAUGUCCUCAAGUGCCACGGCCAGCGCAAGUUCCCCGGCACCCACGUACACAUCAAGAACCCAAUUCCCCUGGGUAGAGGCUUGGGAAGCAGCGGUGCCGCAGUGGUUUCUGGCGUGAAUCUCGCAAAUGAGGUUGGAAACCUGGGGCUGUCCAAGGCCCGGAUGCUGGACUACUGUCUCAUGAUCGAAAGACACCCUGACAACGUCGCCGCCGCUCUGUAUGGUGGUUUCGUCGGUACCUACCUGAACGAGCUGGACCCUGCCGAUAUGGCUCGCAAGGAGAUUCCGCUGGCUGAGGUGCUGCCCGAGCCCGCCGGUGGUGUCGAUACCGGCCUCCAGCCUCCGUACCCGCCACUCAACAUUGGUCAUUACAAGAAGUUCAAGUGGGCCAAGGAGAUCAAGUGCAUCACCAUCAUCCCUCAAUUUGAGGUCUCGACUGCCAAGGCAAGAGGUGUUCUGCCCAACCAGUACAGCCGUGCCGACAUGGUCUUCAACCUGCAGAGAAUAGCUCUCCUAACCACCGCGCUGGGCGAAUCUCCCCCCGAUCCUGACAUGAUUUAUGAGGGCAUGCAGGACAAGGUCCACCAGCCCUACCGCAAGACUCUGAUCCCUGGUCUUACUGAGAUCCUCCAAUCCGUCACUCCCAAGUCGCACCCCGGUCUGCUUGGUAUCUGCCUGUCUGGUGCUGGUCCUACCAUCCUUGCAUUGGCCACGCACAACUUUGAGGGCAUCGCCAACCACCUCAUCGAGGAAUUCAAGAAGGAGAACAUCACUUGCAUCUGGAAGCUCCUUGAGCCCGCAGAGGAUGGAACCACUGUCACCCGGGGAACGCCUGCCCCACAAGAGGCCAUGACCUAUGCUUCUGCUGGUGUGAGCAUCGAUGCCGGGAACGAGCUUGUCCAGCGCAUCAAGGCCUCGGUCAAGUCGACACGUAGGGCAGGUGCCGAUGCUGACAUCGGUGGUUUCGGCGGCACUUUCGACCUUGCUGCUGCUGGUUACAAGGAAGCACCCAUUCUUGUCGGAGCCAUUGAUGGCAUUGGCACCAAGGUCAAGAUUGCUUUCGAGAUGGGCAAGCACGACACCGUUGGUAUCGACCUCGUUGCUAUGAACGUCAACGACCUUGUGGUCCAGGGUGCCGAGCCGCUCAUGUUCCUCGACUACUACGCGUGCAGCAAGCUGGAUGUGGAUUCCGCCGCCGCCUUCGUCCACGGUGUUGCCGAGGGCUGCAAGCAGUCCAACUGCACCCUCGUCGGCGGCGAGACGGCCGAGAUGCCCGGCCUCUACUCGGCGGGCGAGUACGACGCCGGCGGUGCCGCCAUCGGCGCCCUGGCCCGCAACCAACCCAUCCUCCCCAACACGGCGUCCAUGGCCGAGGGCGACGUCCUCAUCGGCCUCGCCUCCAGCGGCCCGCACUCCAACGGCUUCUCGCUCAUCCGCAAGAUCGUCGACCGUGCCGGCCUCUCCUUCCACUCGCCCGCACCCUGGAGCGAGUCGGGCGAGCCCGUCGGCGUGGCGCUCCUCACGCCCACCCGCAUCUACGUCCGCCCGCUCCUGGCCGCGGCGCGGCAGGGCCUGCUCAAGGGCAUGGCGCACAUCACGGGCGGCGGCCUGCUCGAGAACAUCCCGCGCAUGCUGCCGCCGCACCUCCAGGCCGUCGUCGACGCCGCCACCUACCCCGUCCCGCCCGUCUUCCGCUGGCUGAAGCAGGCCGGCGGCGUCGAGGACCGGGAGUUCUCGCGGGCGUUCAACACCGGUCUCGGCAUGGUGUGCGUCGUCGACAAGAGCAAGGUGGCCGAGGCGACCAAGACGUUGGAGGCGGCUGGCGAGAAGGUGUUCGUGGUCGGCGAGCUGGUGAAGAGGGCCGAGGGUCAGGAGGGCUGCGAGGUUAGGAACAUGUCGGCUUGGAACUAA
Molecule: messenger RNA, 2130 nt
Organism: Diplodia corticola
Lineage: Eukaryota; Fungi; Ascomycota; Dothideomycetes; Botryosphaeriales; Botryosphaeriaceae
Product: homoserine kinase
Exons: 2
Coding region: 1-2130 (709 amino acids)
Biological process (GO): adenine biosynthetic process; 'de novo' IMP biosynthetic process; L-threonine metabolic process
Cellular component (GO): cytosol
Molecular function (GO): phosphoribosylamine-glycine ligase activity; homoserine kinase activity; phosphoribosylformylglycinamidine cyclo-ligase activity
Source: RefSeq, a predicted model, not a curated record